CCUCCAUGGGGCUGACCUGGAAGCAGCGGGUCUUCACAGCCCUGCUGGGGGCUGCGGCCGUCUCAGGCCUCACCACGCUCAUUCUCAUCCUGGUGGGGGCCACCCACGUCCUCCUGCCCGCCGACACCAAGUUCGGGAUCGUGUUCGACGCUGGGUCCUCCCACACGUCACUCUUUGUGUAUCAGUGGCCGGCAAACAAGGAGAACGACACGGGUGUGGUCAGCCAAGCCCUGGCCUGCCAGGCGAGAGGGCCCGGCAUCUCCUCCUACGCCUCUAACCCUGAGCAGGCUGGCGAGAGCCUGCAGGGCUGCCUGGAGGAGGCGCUGGCGCUGAUCCCAAAGGCCAAGCAUCAGGAAACGCCCAUGUUCCUGGGGGCCACGGCCGGCAUGAGGCUGCUGAGCCAGAAGAACAGCUCUCAGGCGGAGGACAUCUUCGCGGCGGUCAGCCAGGUCCUGGGCCGGUCUCCCGUGGACUUCUGGGGUGCUGAACUCCUGGCUGGGCGGGAUGAAGGGGCCUCAGGUUGGAUCACCAUCAACUACAUCCUGGGCCUGCUUGUGAAGUACUCCUUCUCUGGAGAGUGGAUCCAGCCUCUGGAGGGGGCGCUGGUGGGCGCCCUGGACAUGGGUGGAGCCUCCACCCAGAUCACCUUUGUGCCCGGAGGCCCCAUCCUGGACAAGGCCACCCAGGCCACCUUCCGGCUCUACAGCACCAGCCACAGCGUCUACACCCACAGCUACCUCUGCUUUGGGCGCGACCAGAUGCUGAACCGGCUGCUGACGGCACUGGUGCAGCGCAGCCCCGGCCUCCUGGUGCGCCACCCCUGCUACCACAGCGGCUACCGGGCCACGCUGGCCUCGGGCCCCCUGUAUGAGUCACCCUGCAUCCAGGCCGCGGCCCCCGCGGACCCCGGCCAGAACCUCACCGUGGAGGGGACGGGGAACCCUGGGGCCUGUGUCGCCGCCAUCCGGGACCUCUUCAACUUCUCCGGCUGCGACGGCCAAGCAGACUGUGCCUUCGACGGGGUCUACCAGCCCCCCGUGCGGGGCCCGUUCUACGCUUUCUCCAACUUCUACCACACCUUCCACUUCCUGAACCUCACCUCCAGGCCGCCGCUGGCCACGGCCAACGCCACCAUCUGGGAGUUCUGCCAGAGGCCCUGGAAGCAGGUGGCGGGGAGCUCGCCCGGGCAGGAGCGCUGGCUGCCUGACUACUGCGCCUCGGGCCUCUACAUCCUCACGCUGCUGGUCGAGGGCUACGGGUUCAGCGAGGAGACCUGGGGCGGCAUUGAGUUCCGCGAGCAGGCCGGCGGCACCGACAUCGGCUGGACCCUGGGCUACAUGCUGAACCUCACCAGCCUGAUCCCGGCCGAGGCGCCCACCCAGGGGCGGGCACAGAGCUGCGGCGUCUGGGUGGCCGGCGUCGUCUUUGUGGUGCUGACCCUCACGGCCGUCCUCGGGGCCAGCGCCGUGCAGCUCUUCUGGCUCCAGGACUAG
Molecule: messenger RNA, 1493 nt
Organism: Hippopotamus amphibius kiboko
Lineage: Eukaryota; Metazoa; Chordata; Mammalia; Artiodactyla; Hippopotamidae
Gene: ENTPD8
Product: ectonucleoside triphosphate diphosphohydrolase 8
Exons: 9
Coding region: 6-1493 (495 amino acids)
Biological process (GO): nucleoside diphosphate catabolic process
Cellular component (GO): plasma membrane
Molecular function (GO): GDP phosphatase activity; UDP phosphatase activity
Source: RefSeq, a predicted model, not a curated record